Paramecium tetraurelia is the source of this 1218-nucleotide messenger RNA. RefSeq lists its product as uncharacterized. The record is from RefSeq and is a predicted model, not a curated record. NCBI's taxonomy places the organism in Eukaryota, Ciliophora, Oligohymenophorea, Peniculida, Parameciidae. The transcript has 5 exons.
AUGAAGAGUGUAACAGGAGUGCUAGUGAUUUUACUAUUGAGUCAAAGUGUUUUGUGUAGUCCAAAGAAGAUCAACACAGAUUUUUUGAAUUUGCUUAGUUCUAAGACAAAUGUGAUGAGUUCCUAGGAUGCCAUAUAAUCUGUUUUGACACUCUUGGAAGAUUUAUAAGGUGCCAAUGUCGAAGCUCAAGACAAGGCUGAUCUCACCUUCUAGAGAUUCGAGAAUGCCAUCUUAUAAGAUAUCAAUGAAUUCUCAGGGAUUGUGAAUGUCAACUCAAAGAGUGCUGCCGCUGCUUCACAAGACCUCGAAGCUGUUGAUUUGAAGAUACAACAAACUACAGAUUACUUGAAUUGGAAUAAUAAGAGAUAUAAGGCAAAUGAACUUAAAUUAGAAAACUUGGCAGAAUAACGUUGUGAAGCCAAUGCUUUGUUCAUUGACACCCUUAGAGAGUACAAAAAUGCACUUUCAGUACUCGAUUGGGUUAGAAGUGAUGCUCAAAGCAAAUAAACUAAUUUGGUUGAAAAAAGUCACGUUGGAGAUUAUGCUGAGAAAUUGAGCAAGUAUGCCAACCUUUUCGAAGAACAAGCAGUCUAAGACUUUGUGAAAUUAGGAGAUGAUGAGGCUUCAUUCUCACAAACCAGACAGAGAGGAAAUGGUGAAUAAUUAGUGUAAUUGAUGACAAAGGAUGUUGUAGGAGUAAUUUAAUAAUUGAUUGAAAAAUUGAGAGACACAAUCAAGGGAUUGGAAGAGUAAGAAAUCCAAUCUGCCAACGAUUUCGCUGAUUUCAAAACCAAUCUCUUGGCUGAAUAGGAAUCUUUGAAAUAAGAGUAUGAUGCUAAAGCCAAGUUCUUGAAUUCCUUAUAGAAUGACAAAGAAUUGGCAUCUGAUAUCUUAACCAAAAAGAAGGAGUUGUAAGAUCAAAGCAUGAGAAUUCUCAGUUUGACUCAAGAGGAAUACAACUAUAAAAAGAAGUUGUACAACUCAGAGAAGGAUAAAAGACACGAGGAGAAUCAAUUAUUAGAGGAAUCGUUGUUGAUUUACAGAGAGAAGAUUGCAACUGUUAAUGAAUAUCUCAAGAAACGAGUAAAUGAAUAUGUUGGUGACUCUUUGAUUGAGGAACAUGCAGUCUCCAAAUAGUAAUCAGUUUCAGCAAGAAAAGGAUAAUGAGACAAUAUUCAAAAGAUAAAGAUUAAUAUUAACUAAUCAUAUAUAUAUAUA